AUGUUAACAACACAUGCUUUUCAACAUAUACAACUUCAUCAUCAUCAUCAUCAUCAUCAUCAGCAUAGGGGCAGCACGUCAAUCGAGUUCGAUAAGAUUACUAACUUAAAUACGUUAAUUAUUGAAAUUAACAGUCAUGUGGCUUUAUUUCGCGAUAUGCUUAUACUUGUUGGCCAACCAAGAGAUUGUCCGGAGUUACGUGAGAAAAUACGCAAAUUGCGACGAACUUGCGUUGAAACCAGCAAACAUAUGGCACAUUUAAUAAUGACACAACUGAAACGCUCUAACCUUAACGAACAUCCAAAUGGUAAUCAACCACAUCUGGUACUGCUGUUCUAUUUAUUACAAAUUUUCCUACGCGAAUUAUACAAAAGUUAUCGUUUAGUACAAGUGAUACCUAUGGACAUGAGUGGCUAUUAUGAGAAUCGUGCUGGUCCAUCGAAUUUAGGUAAUGUAUUUGGGAUACUCUUAUGCAAACAAAUAACUCCGGAUUUCAAUCAGGAGGAAUUAAAUAGCAUUAAAAAGGAUUCGCACGAAAUCGGUGUAUUAAUGGCUGAACUGCAGGAGCAUAUGCCGCGAUGCGACACACAUUUAGAACGUAAUCCCGCUGGUUUGGAUGGGCAUUCCUGGCCACCGAAACGCAGACGCACAUCAAUCUACAAAAAUUUGAAUUUAUUGUGCUGUAUAUCACGGCCAAAUUAUUUGUAA
This is a messenger RNA of Glossina fuscipes, 708 nucleotides long. RefSeq lists its product as uncharacterized. Gene Ontology annotation, cellular component: neuron projection. Gene Ontology annotation, biological process: G protein-coupled receptor signaling pathway. The transcript has 5 exons. The record is from RefSeq and is a predicted model, not a curated record. Lineage: Eukaryota; Metazoa; Arthropoda; Insecta; Diptera; Glossinidae. The coding region runs from base 1 to 708 and encodes 235 amino acids.